UAAGCGUUUGAGUCUCCUUGAUCUUUCAGAUAACUUAUUCUCUGGAGAACUCCCUUCUUGUUGGGGAAAUAUGAUGUUUUUGACCGUGUUUAAUUUGGCAAACAAUAAUUUCUCUGGAAAAAUCCCUGAUUCUAUUUGUAGUUCCAAGGGAUAUGGGCUUCAAACAUUGCAUUUGCAGAACAACAAUUUUAUUGGAGAACUACCCAAAUCAUUGGUAACUUGCUCUUCAUUGAAGCUUCUAGAUCUCGGAGAAAACAGACUCUCUGGGAGGAUACCAGCAUGGAUAGGCACAAGCCUACCAAAUUUGAUUGUUCUUCGCCUUCCAUCAAACUUGUUUAUGGGUCGCAUACCAUUACAAUUAUGCCAUCUAACAUCUCUUCAAAUCCUGGACCUCUCUCAGAACAAUAUUAUAGGGACUAUACCAAAAUGCCUCAAUAACUUCACUGUCAUGGCUCAAACACAAAGUUCAAAUGUAAGCAUUCUUCAUACAUAUGUUUCUUCUUCUUCUGGGACCUCCUUCCAGUUUACUUCCACCAACAUUGACAAUUUAUUGGUGACUCUCAAAGAAAAAUAUGUCAAGUAUGAUAAAACUCUUGGACUAGUAAAGGUCAUUGAUCUUUCGAGCAACAGAUUGAAAGGAGAAAUUCCGCAAGAAAUAACAAGUCUCUCUGGAUUAAUUGGCUUGAACCUAUCUAGAAACUUGUUGACUGGCAUUAUCCCUCAGAAUAUUGGUGACAUGGAGAGAUUGGAGUCUUUGGACUUGUCGAAAAAUCACCUUUCAGGCAUAAUUUCCCCCAGCCUAACUACUUUAAGCUUACUAAGCUAUUUGAACUUGUCAAACAACAACUUGUCGGGUAAAAUCCCAUCAGGUACCCAGCUUCAAAGCUUUAGUGCUUCGGCAUAUGCAAGUAACCAAGAACUUUGUGGCUUGCCUCUUCCGAAAAGGUGUUUGGGAGAUGAAGCAACUCAAGAUCCUCAAAUUGGUACCAAAUAUGGAGAUGGCAAUAUUGAAGAACAUGCAAACUCCCACGAAGAUCUAUGGUUUUAUGCUACCAUUGCACUCGGAUUCAUUGUUGGAUUUUGGGGUGUUUGUGGACCAUUGUUAUUGAAGAGUUCUUGGAGGCAUGCCUAUUUCCGAUAUCUAGAGAGAAUAAGAGAUAGGCUCUACAAGAUAAAAGAUAUCAGUAAGGCCAAAUUAUUGAAAACUUCCAAGACUCAUCACAAUCAAGAAAAUAUUUAGUCCAGAUUUCCACUGAUAUCAAGAGUUGCUGCUGCUUCUGCACAUGGAACUAUGAGCGUCUUCUAUUCUCUAAUUUGAAUAAUAAA
Molecule: messenger RNA, 1326 nt
Organism: Corylus avellana
Lineage: Eukaryota; Viridiplantae; Streptophyta; Magnoliopsida; Fagales; Betulaceae
Product: receptor-like protein EIX2
Molecular function (GO): protein binding
Source: RefSeq, a predicted model, not a curated record